UAUCGGAACACUGAACCACGCUCCUUUUCCGUGACAUUUGUAUUGUAUUGACGACAGAGCGGUGUUAAUUUUAUUAUAAUUAGGUGCAACAAUAUGAAAAUACAAUUGUCAUAUCGGUCGUGCUAUUUUACGGAACAUGGGAGAUAAAGAGCAUCAUGUUCACUUUAGUGGUGGAAGCGCACUUGGAAAAGACAAUAGUAUUAUGAUACAACCACAACGACAUGGCCAUAUAGAUGCUUAUUUAGGAUUCUUACAAUUAUAUCAUAGAUAUCACGUAGAAUUUUCUAUACCAUGGAACAAGUGUAUUCAUCCAGAAAAGAAAUCAGUAACUCCAGCAGUAAUUACAGGAAAGUACAAUGCAAAUUGUCAUAUUAUCAAUACUGCCCAAGAUAAAGAUGGCUUAAGGUUACUGAUAGAGCUAUUGGCUUAUAAAGAAAAAAUAUUAAAAGAAGAAGUUGAAGUAAUGUGUUGCUCAUUAGGAACACCGUUAAAAAUUGUGCUAAAUGCACGUGUCUUGGCGAAAGACAAGGGUACACCAUUAUUAAGGAAUGGUAUACAUAGUAUUGCUGUGGAAGAUACAAAUGAAAAUAAUCUCUCGGACUAAACUAUUGAACUAUUUCUCAAGGAUAAAUAUCUUAAAUGUCAAGGUACUAGAUGUGAAAGAAAUAACAAAUUAGCAUUGCUGAAACAUUCUAGAAUGGAGCGUAAAAUCGAAAGUGGUCAAUGAGAGAAUUGCCGUGCAAAAGUCAAAUAAUUUGCCUACUACUAUUGCUCUUAAGAAUGCAUCAUGCACGAAAUGCCUAUAAAUGUCUACAUCACGUAUCUUUUUCUAAGUAUAUGUACACACAGAUUGUUACAAGAUUUGUAUUUUAUUAUCAUUUUAUAUUGACUGUAUUGAUUUUUCAACGAAGCUUUCGCCUAUGCUCACAGAGACACUAAAUCUGUUUUCAAUGAAUGUAUAUGUAUAAAUUCAGAUUAUUUAUUUAAAUAAAGUAAUUCAACAA
Molecule: messenger RNA, 1004 nt
Organism: Pseudomyrmex gracilis
Lineage: Eukaryota; Metazoa; Arthropoda; Insecta; Hymenoptera; Formicidae
Product: UPF0687 protein C20orf27 homolog
Exons: 4
Coding region: 137-604 (155 amino acids)
Source: RefSeq, a predicted model, not a curated record